Molecule: messenger RNA, 960 nt
Organism: Teleopsis dalmanni
Lineage: Eukaryota; Metazoa; Arthropoda; Insecta; Diptera; Diopsidae
Product: cyclin-dependent kinase 12-like
Exons: 3
Coding region: 1-960 (319 amino acids)
Source: RefSeq, a predicted model, not a curated record
AUGGAGAAAAGAAUAGUCCGUAAUCAAAGCGUUGAAUUGAAUGAUUAUAUCCAGCAGGAAAAUAACCAGUCACCAAUCCAACCAACCACAAAGCAAGCAACAACAGUAACAGCUAGAAAUCUAGUAACAAAUACACUACCUACGCUAAGCAUGCCGCUUCGAAGUGAUUCAGAACCACACUCAGUAUCACAACAGGGAAAACAACAAAAGCAGGUGUUGCUUAAAUGCGUCGUAACUCCUCCACAGAUUUCAACGUCUCAUAGAGAAAGUCCAGAAGUAUGUUAUCAACAAGCCCAUGCACAACAGUCGCCAGCCAACCGCAAUCACAACACACAACCACGAGAACAAAAGCAUCAAAUCGAAGAGCAUGAUUUAUCAUCACGUCCAGCACUGCCACAACGUUUAACGAUAGUACCAGAGUCAUCACAUGUCAAUCAUCCAUUGUUACCAACUUCUACAAAUUCAGAAUCAUCGUCGCAAACGCCACAGACACCACCAAGAAAUAGUCGCCAGUCUGGUCCACCAUCAUCUUCGUCAUCAACUACAUCGCCACAGAGGAAACCUACUACAGUACAGCCAGUAUCGAACAAUUGUCAUGUACAACUUACAAAUCCAUUAGAUCCAUUAGAUAUCAAUGUUUCAGAUAGUAAACUUAAUGCGGAACUACCAAGCCAAGAAACUCAAGCAAAAGAUAAAGUCAGGCGCGACAGUCAACAAGAACCAUGGUCACCACAAGAGGAAUUAAAAGUCGUUCAACCAAGCACAAAAGAAAACAAACCAGAAACUCUAAGGAAUAUUAGUAACACAAGUAAUAGCAUGUAUCACAUGGAAAAUAAUAGGAAAACAGCCCACGUCAGCGAUAUCAAAUUGUACUACGCAGACUCUAAUCGUAAAGAGUACGGAGGUGGAUUUAGUUCACAAGAGAUACCCGAAGAACCAAAGACACCGAGUGCAAGUUAA